Molecule: messenger RNA, 1134 nt
Organism: Cercocebus atys (sooty mangabey)
Lineage: Eukaryota; Metazoa; Chordata; Mammalia; Primates; Cercopithecidae
Gene: TAAR5
Product: trace amine associated receptor 5
Exons: 1
Coding region: 46-1059 (337 amino acids)
Biological process (GO): G protein-coupled receptor signaling pathway
Cellular component (GO): membrane
Molecular function (GO): trace-amine receptor activity
Source: RefSeq, a predicted model, not a curated record
GAGAAGGUGGCCAGUUCUCAGACAGAGGAAGAGUAGAAACCAUAAAUGAGAGCUGUCUUUAUCCAAAGUGCUGAAGAGCACCCUGCGGCAUUCUGCUACCAGGUGAAUGGGUCUUGCCCCAGGACAGUACAUACUCUGGGCAUCCAGUUGGUCAUCUACCUGGCCUGUGCAGCAGGCAUGCUGAUUAUCGUGCUAGGGAAUUUAUUUGUAGCAUUUGCUGUGUCCUACUUCAAAGCGCUUCACACACCCACCAACUUCUUGCUGCUCUCCCUGGCCCUGGCUGACAUGUUUCUGGGUCUGCUCGUGCUGCCCCUCAGCACCAUUCGCUCAGUGGAGAGCUGCUGGUUCUUCGGGGACUUCCUCUGCCGCCUGCACACUUACCUGGACACCCUUUUCUGCCUCACCUCCAUCUUCCAUCUAUGUUUUAUUUCCAUUGACCGCCACUGUGCCAUCUGUGACCCCUUGCUCUAUCCCUCCAAGUUCACAGUGAGGGUGGCCCUCAGGUACAUCCUAGCAGGAUGGGGGGUGCCCGCAACAUACACUUCCUUCUUCCUCUACACAGAUGUGGUAGAGACAAGGCUCAGCCAGUGGCUGGAAGAGAUGCCUUGUGUGGGCAGUUGCCAGCUGCUGCUCAAUAAAUUUUGGGGCUGGUUAAACUUCCCUUUGUUCUUUGUCCCCUGCCUCAUUAUGAUCAGCUUGUAUGUGAAGAUCUUUGUGGUAGCUACCAGGCAGGCUCAGCAGAUUACUACAUUGAGCAAUAGCCUGGCUGGGGCUGCCAAGCAUGAGAGAAAAGCUGCCAAGACCCUGGGCCUUGCUGUGGGCAUAUACCUCUUGUGCUGGCUGCCCUUCACCAUAGACACGAUGGUCGACAGCCUCCUUCACUUUAUCACACCCCCACUGGUCUUUGACAUCUUUAUCUGGUUUGCUUACUUCAACUCAGCCUGCAACCCCAUCAUCUAUGUCUUUUCCUACCGGUGGUUUCGGAAGGCACUGAAACUCACACUGAGUCAGAAGCUCUUCUCACCGCAGACACGCACUGUUGAUUUGUACCAAGAAUGAUUCCUUCUACUAAAUGCAGGCAAGGAGUAUAACCUCACAGGAAGGAUGAGCGGCACUGUGACCGUGGGCUGUGUG